AUGUCUUCCAGGCCCCCGUUUGAUGCCCUACCUUUGUCCAAAGAUGGACCUCCGGGCAACGCUUGGGGUAUGUUUGGCGAUCAAGAUCAACUGGGGAUGCUGAACCUAUUGACCCCCCAGAAUACCGCGGCCGCCGCCCGUGAGAUAAUCGAUGGAGUGCGUGUCUCCACAGACUGGGCUCUCAAUAGCAUGGCCACUCCCUGCUUCGGUCGAUCUGCCUUUGAGCAUGUUCUCAAAAACAAGGCCCCCCGACCCGUCAACGACGAUAUAUUGGUCUUCAACACCCAGAGUAGUUCCCAGUGGGAUGGCUUCCGGCACUAUGGAUCCAAACAAGGAGCCUUUUUCAACGGCUGUACCCAAGAAGACAUCCAAAAUUCUACGCGGAAUGGUAUUCACGUAUGGGCCGAGAACGGCGGGAUUGUUGGACGAGGCGUGCUCUUAGACUAUGCGGCAUGGGCUGAGGCCCACGGCAAAGAAGUGAAUUGCUUUGCAACCCAAUCCAUCCCAGUCGAUGUGCUCCAAGAGGUCGCAGCAAGUCAAAAUACCACGUUCCGCCCGGGCGACAUUUUGUUCAUCCGCACGGGAUGGACCGCGGCCUACGAGCGCCUGUCUCGCGCAGAAUGUCAGACGCUGGCCGACUAUGCCGCACCCCCAGUCAUUGGGGUCGAAUCGUCGGAAGCCAUGCUACGCUGGAUCUGGGAGCUGCAAUUGGCCGCGGUGGUUGGCGACAUGCCGAGCUUUGAAGCAUACCCUUGCCAAAAUACCGAUUGGUUCCUCCACGAAUGGUUGCUAGCGGGCUGGGGCAUUCCCAUCGGGGAGUUGUUUGAUCUCGAGCGACUGGGCCAGGAAUGUCGGCAAAGAGAUCGUUGGACCUUUUUCUUUAGUAGCGUGCCACUGAAGGUCCCCGGUGGAGUGGCCAGUCCCCCUAAUGGUGUGGCUAUCUUCUAG
Molecule: messenger RNA, 948 nt
Organism: Penicillium salamii
Lineage: Eukaryota; Fungi; Ascomycota; Eurotiomycetes; Eurotiales; Aspergillaceae
Source: the annotation of a GenBank genome assembly